AUGACGGAGGCGUCACAGGAAUCGACUUCGAGGGUUUUCCUCCUGCAAAAGAGGAAGUCGUUUCGGCAGAGAUUGACCACUGUACUGAAUGAAGCCGAGCAAGCUAUGCAGGUCGUUGGAAGCUCUCAGGAUCACACCACUCGUUGUGAGGUACUGCUUGAGCGCAUCGUCAAAUUCUCAGCCAGCCUGGAUGACGUGGACAGAAAGUUGGAGUCUAUGUUUACGGUCGAGGAGGUUGAAGCGGAACUUGAGAGAAUGAUCGACUAUCAAGACCGGGUAACCACCAUCACCUGCUUACUGAAGAAACAUAUCGUCGCGCAGUCUUUGAGAGCUGGUUCCAUACUGGAGUCCAGAAAUCCUGGUGAGCUGGCGCUUCCCAUUGGAGAACGUAGUCGAACUGUAGGAGAUAGCCGUCACAGACCGCAGUUACCGAAGUUGGAACUCCUCAAAUAUAAUGGCAGUCAAGAGCACUGGCAGGAAUUUUGGAUAAGGUUCGAAUCCCUGGUAGACAGCAAUGCUUCCUUGUCGAACAACGAGAAGAUGUCCUACCUGACAGCGUUUCUUACUGGCGAGGCUGCAGCUUCAAUAAAGGGCCUCCAGCUGACGGGAGAUAUGUACGACACUGCGGUCAAGAUGAUUAAGGAAAGAUUUGGAAAUCCAAACAUGCUGGUACAGUUUCAUCUGAAGCGGUUGCUAGGUCUUCAGCCAGUACGCUUCUCCCGCAAUGUUCUCGAACUGAGACGUCUUCACGACACAGUGAAGGCUCAUAUGAGGAGUUUAGAAGCGCUGGGUACUACCUCAAAGUCGUUUUGCUCUCUACUGUUUCCUGUUCUACAACAAGCGGUUCCGCAAGAUAUGAUUCUCAGCUUCCAGAGGAAAGUUCACGGCGACGAACAAUCGCUUGGAACUACAUCGGCAGAAGAUCGGUAUGAGAUACUUCUCACGAAGUUGCUAGACUUUAUCAAGAUGGAAGCUGAGUGCAGGGAGCAACUGCCACUGGCUACAGGAGAUAGUGUCUACGACACGAGGAGGCCCAUUCAGACGACCCAGAGGAAGUUACGGCAAACUUCUUCUGAAAGACUAUCGUCCGCCUCCGCUCUUGGCGUCGAAGCCAGGAAACCGACUACCACUCGUGACAAGACGGAGCCCUGCUUCUUUUGCGGGAAUGAUCACGAGAUGCUGAAUUGCAACUUACAAACAAAUGUGGCAGAGUUGGAAGAAAGGCUUCGUAGCAGCCACAGAUGCUUCCGAUGCGGCAAACAGUAUCAUACAGCAAAGGUCUGCCGAUCAUUUCGUAGCCUCAAAUGCAGAAAAUGUAAUGGACGACACUUAACUGUGCUGUGCAAGCAGAAGAGUACAGUACCAAGGUAUGGAGGGACGGUACUCGCAAGUGGCACGUGGCAACGUACAGGUUUGCGACAGGACAUAGUCCUGCUGCAGACUGCGCAAGUAGUCGUUUGCGCGGCCGGAGGAAAGGAGAAGUGCGUCCGUAUCCUCAUAGAUGGGGGAAGUCAAAGAAGUUUCGUUAAGCGAGCACUGUCCAAGAAGUUGCAAUUACCGACUGUUGGGAAAGAGCAUUUGGUCAUCAAUACGGUAGGCAAGGCCGGAACCGAAUCGUUGCAUCGUAGAGUGAAAGUCAGGCUUCGGUCGCAGUAUACUUCCGAGGAAGUUUGCAUUGAAGCUCUUGAGAUACCAGAAAUCUGCAUCGGCAAUCUUCCUAAUAUUGACCGGAAAUCUCUUGCUCAGCUGAAGUCCGAGGGAAUGUCUUUAGCAGAUGAAGCUACGUUCGCUGACGCGUCACCUGAAAUACUGAUACUUGUAGGAGCAGAUUUCUAUGGGUCCGUUGUAGCAGGGAGACAAGUACGAGUUCGUGACAAUCUCAUCGGUAUGGAAACCAUUUUCGGAUGGACUCUACAAGGCCCUACGGGAAAGCAAUCAGGUUACGAGUCUAACGCUCUACAUGUGCAAGUGUCCAGCGUUAACCACGACGAGGUCUCCAAUGCGCUGCAGUCUUUCUGGGAGUUAGAGCACCUUGGUAUUGUUGACAGUGAAGAGUCGGAGGGCAAGAAGCAUGAAGUUUUCCAGAGGUUUCAGGACACAACCAGAUUUGAAGAUGGUCGUUAUACAGUGCGCCUGCCGUGGAAUGAAGACCUCGUCUCACGACUGGGAAACAACAAGGCUGUAGCGGAGCAGCGUUUACGCAGCGCCACCCGUACUCUUUUGAGAGAUCAAGAGGUCAUGAACGAAUACGAUCAGGUGAUACGACAGUAUCUCAUUAACGGUCAUGCCGAGCGUAUUGAUGCAGCAUCACCAACACCUGUUGCUGCCCCGGAAUAUUACAUGCCACAUCAUGCAGUUAUCAGACGCGAGAGGGAGACUACGAAGGUUAGAAUUGUAUUCGACGCCUCAUCGAGUGCUCCGGGUUUUCUAUCCCUGAACCAAGUUCUGCACGCCGGUCCAAACUUGAACUCUGACAUCCUUUCUCUGCUCUUAAGGUUUCGAAUGCAUCGCAUAGGCAUGGUGGCAGACAUCGAGAAAGCUUUCUUGCAGAUUGCACUUCACAAACAGGAUACAGACGCUCUGCGCUUCUUAUGGUACACUUCGAUGCCGAUCGCAGGACAGCCUCUACCGUCUAUUGAGACAUGGCGCAUGACACGAGUGCCAUUCGGAGCACGAUCUAGUCCGUUCCUGCUGUCCGCGACCAUUCAGCAUCAUUUACAGCAAGUAGAGAAGGAUUACUUGCAGACUGCUACGCUCUUGGAGCAAUCCUUUUACGUGGACGAUUUAGUGGUCAGUGUCAGCACCUCAGGAAAUGCCAGGACACAGGACAAAGGGGAACUCUACAACGGAGACUACACAGAAUCAGACUAA
Molecule: messenger RNA, 2871 nt
Organism: Ornithodoros turicata
Lineage: Eukaryota; Metazoa; Arthropoda; Arachnida; Ixodida; Argasidae
Exons: 1
Coding region: 1-2871 (956 amino acids)
Molecular function (GO): nucleic acid binding; zinc ion binding
Source: RefSeq, a predicted model, not a curated record